Molecule: messenger RNA, 4784 nt
Organism: Eubalaena glacialis (North Atlantic right whale)
Lineage: Eukaryota; Metazoa; Chordata; Mammalia; Artiodactyla; Balaenidae
Gene: CNNM4
Product: cyclin and CBS domain divalent metal cation transport mediator 4
Exons: 8
Coding region: 73-2466 (797 amino acids)
Biological process (GO): magnesium ion transport; magnesium ion homeostasis
Cellular component (GO): plasma membrane
Molecular function (GO): magnesium ion transmembrane transporter activity; sodium ion transmembrane transporter activity
Source: RefSeq, a predicted model, not a curated record
CGGCAGGAGCGGCGGCGUGAGAGGGGCUGCGCGGAGGGGCGCGGGGAGCGGCGGCUGCCGAGCCGGAGCAACAUGGCGCCGGUCGGCGGGGGCGGGCGCCCGGGCGGCGGGCCGGCCCGAGGGCGCCUCCUCCUGGUGGCGCCGGUGCUGCUGGUGCUGCUGUGGGCGCGGGGGGCCCGCGGCCAGGGCGACCCCCAGCGGAGCGCGAUCCUGGGCAUGAGGCUGGCGAGCUGCAACAAAUCGUGUGGGAUAAACUCGGAUGGCAUCAUCUUCGUGUCCGAGGGCAGCACGGUGAACCUGAGGCUGUACGGCCAGAGGCUGGGCUCCUUCUCCAACAACCUGAUCUCCUUCACCGAGGUGGACAACGCCGAGACCAUCCACAACUCCACCAGCUGCCCCGAGCUCACCAAGGACCUGGUCGUCCAGAAGCUGGUCAACGUGAGCCGCGGGGACACGUCCGGGAUGCUGGUGGUGCUCACCAAGUUCCUCCGGAGGAGCGAGAACAUGAAGCUGUAUGCGCUGUGCACCCGGGCCGGCGUGGACGGACCCUGGCAGAAGUGGACGGACAAGGACUCGCUGCUCUUCAUGGUGGAGGAGGGUGGGAGGUUCCUGCCCCUGUGGCUGCACAUCCUCCUCAUUUUGGUGCUGUUAGUGCUGUCGGGCAUAUUUUCUGGCCUCAAUCUGGGGCUUAUGGCCCUGGACCCCAUGGAGUUGCGCAUCGUGCAAAACUGUGGCACUCAGAAGGAGAGGCGCUAUGCCCGCAAGAUCGAGCCCAUCCGACGCAAGGGCAACUACUUGCUCUGCUCCCUGCUCCUGGGAAACGUGCUGGUCAACACCUCCCUCACCAUCCUUGUAGAUAACCUCAUCGGCUCUGGGCUGGUGGCCGUGGCCUUCUCCACCAUUGGCAUUGUCAUCUUUGGGGAGAUUGUGCCUCAGGCCCUGUGCUCCCGACAUGGGCUGGCUGUGGGCGCCAACACUAUCAUUCUCACCAAAUUCUUUAUGCUACUCACCUUCCCCCUCAGUUUCCCCAUCAGCAAGCUCCUGGACUUUUUCCUGGGUCAGGAGAUCCGCACCGUUUACAAUCGGGAGAAGCUGAUGGAGAUGUUGAAGGUGACGGAGCCCUAUAAUGACCUCGUGAAAGAGGAGCUGAACAUGAUCCAGGGUGCCCUGGAACUCCGGACCAAAACUGUGGAGGAUAUCAUGACCCAGCUCCAGGACUGCUUCAUGAUCCGGAGCGAUGCCAUCCUGGACUUCAACACCAUGUCGGAGAUUAUGGAAAGCGGCUACACGCGCAUCCCCGUGUAUGAAGAUGAGCAGUCCAACAUCGUAGAUAUUCUCUACGUCAAAGACUUGGCCUUCGUGGACCCCGAUGACUGCACCCCCCUCAAGACCAUCACCCGCUUCUACAACCACCCGGUGCACUUCGUCUUCCACGAUACCAAGCUGGAUGCCAUGCUGGAGGAGUUCAAGAAGGGGAAGUCCCACCUGGCCAUCGUGCAGAAGGUGAACAACGAGGGCGAAGGUGACCCCUUCUACGAGGUGCUGGGCCUGGUCACCCUGGAGGACGUCAUCGAGGAGAUCAUCAAGUCCGAGAUCCUGGACGAGUCUGAUAUGUACACUGACAACCGAAGCCGGAAACGGGUAUCUGAGAAGAACAAGCGUGACUUCUCAGCCUUCAAGGAUGCUGACAAUGAACUCAAGGUGAAAAUUUCACCUCAGCUGCUUCUGGCUGCUCACCGCUUCCUGUCCACGGAGGUUCCCCAGUUCAGCCCCGCUCUGAUAUCAGAGAAGAUCCUGCUGCGGCUGCUCAAGUACCCGGACGUCAUUCAGGAGCUCAAGUUCGAUGAACACAACAAGUACUACGUCCGCCAUUACCUGUACACCCGCAACAAGCCGGCUGACUACUUUAUCCUCAUCCUGCAGGGGAAGGUAGAGGUGGAGGCCGGGAAGGAGAACAUGAAGUUUGAGACGGGCGCCUUCUCCUACUACGGGACCAUGGCCCUGUCCUCGUUCCCCUCUGUGCCUUCCACCCUGGUCAGGCGUCCGCCUGGCAAGCGGAACUCCCUGCUCUCCUGGCUCCCAGACCGCUCCCCAUCCCACCCCGCACCCCUCAGCCGCUCGGCCUCCCUCAGCUACCCGGACCGCUCAGAAACGGCGUCGAGCACAGCCCCCUUGGCGGGCAGCAGCCACCAGUUCGGCAGCUCCAUCCUGGGCCAGUACACCUCCGACUUCAGCGUCCGGGCGCUCAUGGACCUCCAGUACAUUAAGAUCACCCGGCAACAGUACCAGAAUGGGCUGCUGGCCUCACGCAUGGAGAACUGCCCCCAGUUCCCCCCGGAUGGGUGCACCGUCUGUACCGAGAACUUGACCGACAAGUCCGAGCUGCCCCUGGUGGACGAGACCACGACUCUCCUGAACCAGCGCAACUCCUUGCUGCACAGAGCCUCCCUCGAGGGCGCCAUCUGACGGGAGGGCCCGGGGUCCCCCGCCAGCCCCGCGGGGGCCUCCCCAGUGGGCCCACACGAAGACAGGGAGCCUGUUAGGCCGGAAGGGGUACAGAUAGCCUGUCUGACUGAGCAGCCAGAUGGCCCCCGACCCGAGUGGGAUCUGGCCUCCGACAGGAACCUCUGAACAGCUCCGAGCUGGCGGCUGCCCACCCUGGACUGUGGGGCAAUGGGCCGGCGACCAGGAGCGCUUCUAAACUAGGCUCAUCUCACCUCUUUUUAAUACCAUAUGGGGAAGGGAAGACAGGGUUAAGGAACUUAAUUUAAAAACAAUUUUUUUUUUUUUCCACAAAAACUUUAAAAGGGGUAGGGUUUCUCACCCCGGGAAGCAAUAGCCAUAACCUGCUCCCAGCCGUGACCUUUUUGGCUAUGUCCCUGACUCAGGAAGCCUACUCUUUCUGCAUCUCCUCUGCCUCCUCCAGAGAUGGCAUCCCAGGGGCCUGCUGGAGGAAGGUUUUCUCCUGGGAGGGAAGACAGUUCUUCCCAGGAAGCAAAGAACCAAAUAGCGCUGAGAACAAUUGCCCGGACACGCGCUGAGGCUCGCCUGGUGUCGCCGAGGCCGAGGGAUUCUGAGAACUGUGAUCAGGGACGUGACACUCGCAACUGCGGAGAGGAGCACACCUCCUCCUGGUAAUCGCUGGACCCAGGAAUCUCCUAGAACUCUGCUGACGGGCUCUCCUGGUGAGUUGGGCUCCGCUGAGGACUCUCGCCCCGUCCCUCAUAUCUGCUCCUCUGGACAACUCUCCCCUUGUAGUGGGGCUGAGUCCAAGUGUUAGGCAGGGUCUCACACCUUUAAGAUUGCUAACCCCUGCUCCCCAGGCCCUGACCUCACUUUCACCAAAGGUUUUCCCCAGGUUGGGGGAGCGACUGCGUUAGAGGGGACUUGUCUGCGAUGCUCCUUUCGGGGCCAGGAGGGAACCUGGUCAUGGGCAUCUACGUCGUUAGCAAUUCGUUCCAUCCCCCUUCCCACCCCACAGCAAAAGUCAGGUCUCAGUCACCGACCCAGCAAGCCCUUCUUUCCGGACUCCCGAUUUCUAAUCCAAAACCCCAGUGCCUCUUGGGGAUUGAGGACAAGAGGACGUUGUAGGAAGCCAACGUAAGCAGGUUCUUCAUGCCCUUUCCUCUGUGGCUGAGGCUCACCUGGCUUUGUUCACGCACUUACAGAGCCACCUAAAAGGCACACAGCUGGCAGCCCCGUCUUCCCCACAUGUGUGUUAUCCUAGUGUGAGAUGUCGUCCUGGCCUUUGCUGAAGCUCGUGGUCCUGGGCGCUCAGAGCCCCAGCCCCACGUGCAGUCCUGCCCCAGCACCUUUUCCCUGUGCUGCAGGCUUCCCGCCAUUGGGGAGGCUGUAGGACCAAGGUCCACGGUGGCCCUUUGAUUGGGUGGAACAGUUGCUGGGGGGCGGGGGGCCCAAGAUCAGGCGAGGGAGACUCCACAGGCCUUCCUGAGUGUUAUUUAUUCACUCCUUUCCUCAGCCUGUGAGUCCUGUUACCCCAAGUGCUCUGUUGGGGACCAGGAAAUGUCUUGCACCAACUAUACUGGCCCCUGGUCAUUUUAAAGUCCUUCCAGACACAGAAUUGAUUCCUACAAGUCUGCAGAGAAGGUGGUGACAGCCAUGGGUUCUCAAGCCAUAAGGAAAAAAGAUACCAGACCUUUGUCCGCCGUUGGGGCCUGAAAACCCCUUAGUUUUCUCCAGGAGCAGCUUGCUUUCCGAGUCCACACAGGGCCUCGCAGAGCUGUGUUCCUGGGACCUGAGUGCCAGGUGGAGCAGACUCACGGCCUGAACCGAGUGUGUGUGAAGCCAAAUGAGCAGGUGCACACACUUCCACGGCUACCUCUUUGCACGCACAGUUACUUUCAAGAGAUGGUCCCGCCUCCCCUCCUCUUCCCGUCCCCAUUUAUAAUCACUUUUUGCAGAGGGUCAUGAUUAUUUCCACAUAUUACUGGUCCGAUGACUUCCUCCUCCCAGUGCAAUUUUUCACCUCCUAUUCCAAUCUCUGGUUCCUGGGCUGAGCAGUACCCUGACCUGGCCCAGCCCUGCGUGUCUUCCCGUGGAAGGGAGACCUUCGCAAACGGCCUCUGGAUGGGUAGGCGAGUUACAGCCACCGUAGCAAAUAACUCAUAUUUAUUUUGCAUAAGAUUUUAAUUUGUAUAUUUUUGUGAUUUAUUUUGGCAUUGUUAUGAGUUUGACUCUCGGGGAGUUUUGUUGUUAUGACUCUUGUGUCUUUUGUCACAAAACAAUGAUAAUAUUUGCUAAACGAUAUACGGAAUUUAUUUUUG